Cornus florida is the source of this 3654-nucleotide messenger RNA. RefSeq lists its product as uncharacterized. Bases 216 to 3269 code for a protein of 1017 amino acids. The record is from RefSeq and is a predicted model, not a curated record. Gene Ontology annotation, cellular component: oxoglutarate dehydrogenase complex; mitochondrion. The transcript has 9 exons. Gene Ontology annotation, molecular function: thiamine pyrophosphate binding; oxoglutarate dehydrogenase (succinyl-transferring) activity. Lineage: Eukaryota; Viridiplantae; Streptophyta; Magnoliopsida; Cornales; Cornaceae. Gene Ontology annotation, biological process: tricarboxylic acid cycle.
CAAAAGUACGACCAACUGUAGCGUAAUGAGAUUUCGUCUCCAAAAGGUCAGAAAAGCCUCCUCUCGGAGAGAAUUGCCCAUCUCUGCUUCAGGUUUAAGGUUAGGGUUUGGUAUAACAGUGAGAUGAUGGAACUGUUAUAAGGAUUUGAAAUUGUCUAUUGGGGAAUUAUAAUUUGGCAAAUUUGUAUUCAUUUUGAAGAUUGUAGUAAGUAGCAAUGGCAUGGUUUAGAGCUGGUUCUAGCAUCGCGAAGCUUGCAAUUAGGAGAACUCUAUCACAGGGUAGGUCAUACACAGCAAGAACAGGGGUCACUCCUUUGCAAAAUCGUUAUUUUCAUACAACAGUUUUCAAAUCAAAGGCACAGGCUGCCCCCGUCCCUCGCCCUGUGCCGCUUUCUAGGUUAACUGAUAGCUUCUUAGAUGGAACAAGUAGUGUGUACAUUGAGGAGCUUCAGAGGGCUUGGGAGGCAGACCCCGAGAGUGUAGAUGAGUCAUGGGAUAAUUUCUUCAGAAACUUUGUUGGCCAGGCAUCCUCUUCGCCUGGAAUUUCUGGCCAAACGAUUCAAGAGAGCAUGCGGUUAUUGUUGCUUGUGAGAGCUUACCAGGUUAAUGGUCACAUGAAAGCCAAGUUAGACCCAUUGGGUUUGGAAGAGCGGGAAAUUCCUGAUGAUUUAGACCCUGCUCUUCAUGGUUUUACUGAUGCUGAUCUUGAUCGGGAAUUUUUCCUUGGUGUGUGGAGGAUGUCUGGAUUUUUAUCUGAGAAUCGUCCUGUACAAACCCUUAGAGCAAUAUUGACCCGGCUUGAGCAGGCUUAUUGUGGGAGCAUUGGUUAUGAGUACAUGCACAUUGCUGAUCGUGAAAAAUGUAACUGGCUGAGAGAUAAAAUUGAGACCCCAAUACCACUGCAAUAUAAUCGCCAGCGACGCGAGGUUAUCCUUGACAGGCUCAUUUGGAGCACACAGUUUGAGAACUUCUUGGCUACUAAGUGGACAGCGGCAAAGAGGUUUGGUCUUGAAGGUGGUGAGACACUGAUUCCUGGCAUGAAGGAGAUGUUUGACAGGGCAGCAGAUCUUGGGGUUGAGAGCAUAGUAAUUGGAAUGUCUCACAGAGGAAGAUUGAACGUUCUAGGUAAUGUGGUUCGAAAGCCGCUACGCCAGAUUUUUAGUGAGUUUAGUGGUGGUACAAAGCCUGUGGAUGAAGUUGGGCUUUACACUGGAACUGGUGAUGUCAAGUACCACUUGGGAACUUCUUAUGAUCGUCCAACUAGGGGAGGGAAGAGAAUUCAUUUGUCUUUGGUUGCAAAUCCCAGUCACUUGGAAGCUGUGGAUCCAGUAGUGGUUGGGAAAACUAGAGCAAAACAAUAUUACUCCAACGAUGAGAAUAGGACAAAGAAUAUGGGUAUUUUGAUUCACGGCGAUGGUAGCUUUGCGGGACAAGGUGUAGUCUACGAGACCCUUCAUCUUAGUGCUCUUCCGAAUUACACUACUGGUGGGACCAUACACAUUGUGGUGAACAACCAAGUGGCUUUUACUACUGACCCAAGGGCAGGAAGAUCCUCGCAGUACUGUACAGAUGUUGCCAAAGCCUUGGAUGCACCAAUUUUUCAUGUUAAUGGUGAUGAUAUGGAAGCAGUUGUUCAUGUCUGUGAACUGGCAGCAGAGUGGCGCCAGACUUUCCAUUCAGAUGUUGUGGUUGAUAUAGUGUGUUAUCGUCGAUUUGGGCACAAUGAAAUUGAUGAGCCAUCUUUUACUCAGCCCAAAAUGUAUAAGAUCAUUCGGAAUCAUCCCUCAGCACUUGAGAUAUACCAAAAGAAACUUUUAGAACUUGGUCAGGUGACAAAAGAAGACACUGAUAAGAUACACAACAAAGUCAGUUCAAUCCUUAACGAAGAAUUCCUGGCCAGCAAAGAUUAUCUCCCAAAAAGAAGGGACUGGCUUUCAGCUUAUUGGUCAGGAUUCAAGUCCCCUGAACAGAUUUCACGUGUCCGAAACACUGGCGUUAAACCAGAGAUUUUGAAGAAUGUUGGAAAAGCAAUCACAACUCUUCCGGAUAAUUUUAAGCCUCACAGAGCAGUAAAGAAAAUUUUUGGAGACCGUGCACAGAUGAUCGAAACAGGAGAGGGCAUUGAUUGGGCGGUUGGGGAAGCUCUUGCUUUUGCAACAUUACUCAUAGAAGGAAAUCAUGUAAGGUUGAGCGGUCAGGAUGUCGAGAGAGGAACUUUUAGUCAUCGGCACUCUGUCCUUCAUGAUCAGGAAACUGGAGAGCAGUACUGUCCUUUGGACCAUGUCAUGAUGAACCAAAAUGAGGAGAUGUUUACUGUAAGCAACAGCUCUCUUUCUGAGUUUGGUGUUCUGGGCUUCGAAUUGGGUUAUUCAAUGGAAAAUCCAAAUGCUUUGGUAAUGUGGGAGGCACAAUUUGGUGAUUUUUCUAAUGGAGCUCAAGUGAUGUUCGAUCAGUUUUUGAGCAGUGGGGAGGCAAAGUGGUUGCGUCAAACGGGGCUUGUUGUGAUGCUACCUCAUGGUUAUGAUGGUCAGGGCCCUGAACAUUCAAGUGCUCGCUUGGAGCGUUUCCUUCAGAUGAGUGAUGAUAAUCCCUUCGUCAUACCAGUGAUGGAUUCAACACUUCGGAAGCAGAUCCAGGAAUGCAAUUGGCAGGUUGUGAAUGUAACAACUCCUGCAAAUUAUUUCCAUGUUCUACGCCGUCAAAUACACAGGGAAUUCCGUAAGCCUCUCAUUGUGAUGUCUCCAAAGAAUUUACUUCGUCACAAGGAAUGCAAAUCAAAUCUAUCCGAGUUUGACGAUGUCCAAGGGCACCCAGGGUUCGACAAACAAGGGACCAGAUUUAAGCGCCUUAUAAAGGACCGGAAUGACCACUCAGAUCUUGAGGAGGGUAUCAGACGCCUGGUUCUUUGCUCCGGAAAGGUUUAUUAUGAGCUUGAUGAAGAGAGGAAGAAAGUUGAUGGCAAGGACAUUGCAAUAUGUCGGGUGGAACAACUUUGUCCCUUCCCAUAUGAUCUCAUCCAGCGUGAACUGAAGCGAUAUCCUAAUGCUGAGGUUGUUUGGUGCCAGGAAGAGCCGAUGAACAUGGGUGCAUACAGUUACAUUGCACCCCGUCUUGCUACUACCAUGAAAGAUCUGGGCAGGGGUACUAUGGAUGAUAUCAAAUAUGCUGGCCGUGCUCCAUCUGCCGCCACAGCUACUGGAUUCUAUUCGGUCCACGUGAAAGAACAGACUGAACUUGUUCAGAAAGCCAUUCAGCCUGAGCCAAUCUAGUGCCCUUAUUGAAGUCUUCCAGUACUGAUCAAAACCAAUUACAGAGAAUAAAAAGAUGAAUGGAAGAUUCAUGUGUGGCGCUGUCUGACAUUUUUUUAGUAAAAAUUCUUCUCUUGAUUCUUCUGCAAAGAAACAGAAGUAGUCAUUCUUCAUCUGUGUUAGUUCUUGUUGUCACAUAGGCUGCACAAUGCUAUAUAAAGAGUGUGUUUAAGAAUAAAAUGCUGUUAAGUGAGUUUGUUAUGAGACAUUUGACAUACAUUUUUGCAACAUCAUUUCCUGGCUAUACCGUAAGGGGUUUUGCUUAUGCUUUUAUAAAAGUAUGUAUACAAGGCUUGAAUCUACGCCGUGUGAACUAUAAUUGUCUAUUCAAUUUUUUCUACUCCAA